AUGAAAAUAGCAGUAAUAGGUGCUGGUCCAGCAGGUUUAUGUGCACUUAAAACUUGUUUAGACGAAAAUUUCAAUUGUGAUGUUUUUGAAAAAAGUGGUGUCAUUGGUGGUGUAUGGAAUUAUAAUGAAAAGAUUGGUAUAGACGAAUUUGGAAUUCCUAUUCAUAACUCUGUAUAUGAAGAAUUAAGAACAAACUUACCAAAGGAAUUAAUGCAAUUUGAAAAUUUUCCAUUUAAAGGUCCGCUAUCUUUUGUCUAUCCACCAGAUGUUAUAAAUUAUGUAAAUAAAUAUGCAGAUGCUUUUAAUUUACUUCCUCAUAUACAGUUCCAUAAAAAUGUGGAAGAAAUUCGACCACUCCCAAAUAAUCGAUGGAAAAUUAUUAUUCGUGAUUUAAAACCAAUGAAACAAGAAUUAAUAAUUUGUGAAUACGACGCUGUUGUUAUUUGUGUGGGAAAUUUUAAUAAACCGUUCAUUCCAAGUUUUAAAGGAUUGGACAAAUUUAAAGGAUCAAUUAGGCAUAGUAUUACUUAUAGAAAAGCUGAUCUAUAUAAGAAUGGCAAAGUAUUACUAGUUGGAAGUGGACCAUCCGGAUCAGACAUAACAAGACAGCUUAGUAAAGUUGCUGAAAAAGUCAUAUUAAGUCAUCGCAGUCCUCUAGAGAAUAAUAUUACAUUUUCUGAGAAUGUUAAAACCAAACCAGAAAUUGCAGAGUUCAGAGAAAAUACGGUUUUGUUUAUAGACGGAACUGAAGAGGAUAUUACUGAUGUUUUAUUAUGUACAGGUUACUUAUUUGAUUACCCUUUUUUGACAAACGAAUGUGGAAUAGAAGUUGAGGACAAUUACGUAAAAUAUUUGUAUAAACAAAUCAUAAAUGCAAAACACCCUACCAUGGCGAUUUUAGGUGUACCACAUACAACCUUUUUAUUUAUAAUGUUUGGAAUACAGAUCAGAUUUUUUAUUGCCUAUUUAAAAGGUCAAUUUACAGCUUCAAAAGAAACAAUGAUAGAUGAUGCUAUACUUUUCCAAAAACGUCAAAAGGAAAAGGGCGUGUCUUUGUCAAGAGUAAAUCACGAGUAUUAUGAUGACUUAUCAGAAACAGCAAAAAUUCCAAAUUUACCAUCCGUAUGUCAGAAAUUGUUCGACCACGUUGAGGAUAUUGGAAUACUUAAAUUUCAAGAAAACUAUAAAAUUUUAAACGACCAAGAGUUUAUUAUUGUUUAG
Messenger RNA from Psylliodes chrysocephalus, 1221 nucleotides. Lineage: Eukaryota; Metazoa; Arthropoda; Insecta; Coleoptera; Chrysomelidae. The record is from the annotation of a GenBank genome assembly.